Molecule: messenger RNA, 3513 nt
Organism: Notechis scutatus (mainland tiger snake)
Lineage: Eukaryota; Metazoa; Chordata; Lepidosauria; Squamata; Elapidae
Source: RefSeq, a predicted model, not a curated record
UGUCCUGCUCUCUUUUCCAGCAGGGAAAUUAUUUUGUCAUCCACACAUGGAGAUAAUGGAUUACCAGCUGGAGUUUUCAGCAACCCAAAUUCCCUCUUCCUUUUGGAUGGGCGUGUCCAACUUUCUCUGGGCUUGCAAACUCAAGAGAGGCAUUUGUUCCUCUUCAGCAACAUGCUAAUUGUGGCCAAAUCCAAGUCUUCUUCUAGCUUGAAACUGAAGAAGAAAGUCCACCUGAGUGAAGUAUGGACCGGAUCCUGCCUUAGUGAAGUGUCAGAGAAGAAAAUGAGUCCAGACACCUCUUUUGUGAUUGGCUGGCCGACUGUGAAUUAUGUCGUCACUUUCAGCUCUUCGGAAGUGAAGGAAAGAUGGCUGUCCAUGCUGCUCUGGCACAUCUAUGAAAUGAAGCAGACUGAGUACGCCAGAACUUUGCCCAUGCAGAUUUUGGUGAUGGACAAGGAGAAAAGCUCUUCUAACACCACAUUAAGCAUCUCCAACAUGGAAACUGCUGACAAUAUUAUCAAAAAGGCCACAGAAAAUUUGGGGGUUCCUGGUAGACCAAGUGACUAUCACCUCUGGGUCAUUUCAGGAAGGGACAAUCCUGCAUACCCUCUGAUUGGACAUGAGCAUCCCUUCAGUAUCAUCCUGGGUUGCCUCCGAGGCUCCGUGGACCAGUGGCCAGGCCCCAGCAACGGCCUGCUGCUUCCCGAGGAGCAGGAAACAUCACGGCUGGAGCAGCUGCCCAGGAACCGGCAGUGCCACUUCAUCCUGAAGCCCAAGCCCCAGGUUCCAGGGCAGUUGCGGAGAGCCCCUUUGCAGAAGCAUUUCAAGCGCAAGAAGUCUCUGAUCGACUGGGCUCUUCGGCGGAGCGUCAGCACCCCGACGGGCAGUCCUGCCUCUCAGUCCCCAACCAACCCCCGAAAACUCUUCGGCUUGUCCUUAACAUCCGUCUGUCCUGAGGGGACUCUUCCCAAGCCCAUCAUGGACAUUUUGUAUCUGCUCUACCAUGAAGGUCCUUCCACCCAGGGCAUCUUCCGGCGCUCCGCCAAUGCCAAGAAUUGCAAGGAGCUGAAAGAAAAGCUCAACUCGGGCAACGAGGUCCGAGUGGACGGUGAAUCUGUCUUCGUGGCGGCAGCGAUCCUUACGGACUUUCUGCGAAAUAUACCCGACAGCGUUCUGUCCUCAGACAUGCACAAUCUAUGGAUGGAAGCCAUGGAUAAGGAAAGCCGAGCACACAAGACGGAAGCCAUCCAGAGCUUAGUGAAGCAGCUUCCGGAGGCCAACCUCCUUUUGCUCAAGCACCUGUUUGGGGUCUUGCACCAUAUCGAGCAGAAUGCGGGGGAGAAUCAGAUGAAUGCCUCCAACCUGGCUCUUUGCAUCGCCCCCAACAUGCUGUGGCUUCCCAGCCCCACUGGACCCGAGGAGGAGAGCAAGUCGGCCAAGAAGGUGGCCAUGUUGGUGCAAUUCCUCAUUGAAAACUCCUCUGAAAUUUUUGGAGGGGACAUCGCUUCCCUGUUCCAAAGGACAGAGAAGAAGAAGUCCCGAAGUGUGGAUGACUUGCUAGUUCAGCACAACGAUUCCUCGGAUGAGAUGGACGACACAGCCCCUUACCAAGAAAGAGGCCAGCAACAUUAUGGGCUGGAAGGAGACGAUGGCCUGUUCAGCCCACCCGCAGGGCUGAUUCUUAGCGAGGAACAAGAAGGCUGGGACUUGUUCAGCGAGAUCACGGCUUGCUACCAGAAUAAAGCCAGGAAAAACGCCAGUGCGGACAGUUACGAGCUCCUCGAAGAAGAAGAACGUUCCUUCUGCUCCCUUGGCUCGCUCGGCUCGCUCAGUCCUGCAAGGAACCGGUGCUCCUCGGAGCCCAGCGUCUGCCUGAGCUCUCCGUUCCCUGCCCAGGGCCACGAGCCGGUGGCCCGCCAAUCCAGUUGUGACGCCACCAUCAUGCAUAGCCACGGCGAUUACAUCCACAGGCUCAAGCAGUUGCAGCUGGAGAGUCAGAAGCUCAUUGAGGAAGGUCUGAGCCCCGGGCUCAGCAGAGACAGGCAAAGCUUCUGGAGGUCACCUCUGGGCAGCCGGGCAGCCAAGGAGAUCAACCCUCAGAGAACAAGCCUGUCCAACCGGUCCAGCUUCUCCAGCCUGUCUUCCACCACCACGUCUCCCUCAGCCUCCUCUUUAAGCUCCCUAGACAGUGCCUUCUCCUAUUGCUCGGAGUCCUCCGCCUUCAGCCCCAUGGAUGUCUCCAGCCUACCCUUCAUGUUUGGUACUUCCACCAGGCUCCAUACUUUGUCCACCAAAGAGCUCAAGAAGCCCCUGAAAGGAUGGCACAAGCCCUUUACUCCUCCUUUGCCCCGAGGCCCUGGCAAUAUGGACGCUUGCCCUGAGAGGCAAGUGGAGGACCAAGAGAAGAGCCACAGCGGGGGCGAGGGGCAGGUUUUCAUGCCCCUUAGGACGACUGGAAAUCUAGGAAACGAGGACAACUUGGACGGAAACCAGCAGGAGUCGCCAAUCACCACAAUGCCCUCUCUGGUUCUUGGAAGACACGGUUCUGAAGACGCCGACCGCAGGCACCCUGUUCCUGAGGCUUCUGCUCCCGUGAACCAGUAUGUACGGAGGGAGAAAUCUGUGAAGCACUUAGUGGUCCGAUGUGCAGAACCUGCUCUUCACAGUCAAGAGAGUUUGAAGCGCACCAAGAUCACAGUGUACAUGGCCCCGAAAGAGCGAAGUCCGAGGGAUUCCCCCGUGGCACCAGAGGAAGCCAUCGGAACUGUGAGCCACCAGGGGACCAGCUCAGGUGGGAAACACGGUAGCAGAGAAGGCACUUCCAAGAGCCUACAAACUGUACGAGUUCAUAUUCCCCAGACAGUCUUUUAUGGACAAAACACUCCUUUGGUACUCCAUUCCAUUUCAAGGAGGUACCACCAAGGAUCUGUGGGCCGCUUGCCCCAGGAGAAGGUGCCCCAAAGAGCGGAAGACGCGGGGCAGCUGCCGAUGCAUCCGGAAGGGAAGCCCAGCCAGGAUGGUGGGGGCACUUUCCACGUCUUUCUCCCAGCUUCCAUUCGCAACACAGUCCGGGGAUACUUCAGCCAGGACAAUCCCAAAGACUUUGGCCCCACAGGAGCAGAAAUGGUGGAGAAGGAACUGAUCCGGAGCAGAGUUGAGUGGCUUAGGAGCCAGUCCUGCCCCAGCGCCCAAGCUGAGGAGCACAACAGCUUCUGCCUGUUGGCAGAGGAGACCUUUGUUUAAGAGCCCACACCUAGCCGGAGGGAGGGAGGGUCUCCUGUAAAGCAGGAAGGGGUGGGAAGCAUCUCCCAGAUGCCUCAGCUGGCCUCAUGCAGGACCUUCAACCAGCGGGAGCGUUUUUUUCCCAAGCUUGCCCUUUUCCUGCCCAGGACAAAGAACAGGCAGCGUUUGUCUAGCACAAUUUCCAGUGUGUUGCUUGUAGCUGAAGCGGUUGUACAUUUUCCAGCAUCACCUCAUGGAGAGAUGAGAAGGAAGGAAGGAAGGAAGGAAGGA